Molecule: messenger RNA, 879 nt
Organism: Procambarus clarkii (red swamp crayfish)
Lineage: Eukaryota; Metazoa; Arthropoda; Malacostraca; Decapoda; Cambaridae
Source: RefSeq, a predicted model, not a curated record
GCAGCGUAAAAAGUGGGCGGGAAACAAGCAUUUUGAGGGGGGGGCGGCACACCCCCUCUUCCCCCCCCUCUCUCUCUCACAGAACCCACCAUGCCGCGCCCCACCAGGGACAGUUACGGGGAUCAGAAGCCGCCGUACUCGUACAUCUCCCUGACGGCCAUGGCCAUCUGGAACAGCCCGGAGAAGAUGUGCACGCUGGCAGAGAUCUACAAGUUUAUUAUGGACAACUUCCCCUACUACCGCAAGAACACUCAGCGCUGGCAGAACUCCCUGCGCCACAACCUCUCCUUCAACGACUGCUUCAUCAAGAUACCCCGCCGGCCAGACAGGCCCGGCAAGGGCGCCUACUGGACUCUACACCCGUCCGCCAUGAAUAUGUUCGAGAACGGCAGCUUCCUCCGCCGCAGGAAGAGGUUCAAGAUACCCAAGCCCGAGAAGGACGCCCUCGAGGCCGGCCUCGCGCAGAUCGGCCCGCCGCAGCCGCAGGUGCGGCCGCUGCCGCCGCCGCCGCUGCCGCUGCCCCCCCUCAAGCCGCCAGGAGAGGGGCCGCUGCCACCCACACUACACCUCCUGCCGCCCCCGCUACUCUACCCGCCGCCCCUAAUCUACCCUAGCGGGUGGGCGGCCGCCCCUUUCCUCCAUUCAAUAUCCUACCUCCCGCCGCCGCCGCCACUGCCGCUGCCGCCGCCGCCCGUGCCACCACGCCCCAUCAAGCCCACGCCCGUGCUGGCCCGCCCCCCGCCGCCGCCCCUGGAAGCUGGUAUUAUGGGCGUGACAUAGGCCCCUGAUCCGUAUUCAGGGCUGUGGCGGUGCCCUAAGCCAGCCUUGUGUUGCUCUGUAUCAGCCCGAGGGCUCACCUGGGGCAGUGAAGCAGCCCUG